AAGGUUACUGCAAUAAAGGGGAAGUCAAUUUGUGCAGGCAUUAUUUAAGUGGAGCAAAAGGAGAGCUUAUGACAAAGUACUUGUUUAUUUUGAGAAAGAAGAGACAUAAGAUAACUGCACAUCGAAAUGGCCUUCAAAGGUGUAUUCUUGACAAUUACGGCGCUAGUGAUGGCUGCAACAGUAAUAGGUACUGCUGAAGAAGAUCAAUGUUACAACGAUUGCCUUAAUCAAUGUCCUCAAGGGCCUGAGCUGUUGGCAUGUGAUUUACAAUGUCAAAUUAGGUGUUAUCAUAUCACGGCCUCGUAUGUCAAGCUGGGCUGUUUGAUUAGAAAUUGCGAACAAAGCUUUAAAGAUGGUAAUCAAGUCGAUCCUUCUGAGAGAAGGGAGGACGAGGACGGCCGUGGCGGGUUGGGGUCCAGGGCCUCCAGGUUGUCGUGGACGAGGUCGCUGAGUGUGGCGUCCUGCAGUAUCGAUACCAGGUGUUUAGAGUUUCACUCGGCGUCCUGGGACUUCUCAGAUUCUGCGGCAAGUUUUUACGAGUUUCUGAUGCACCGACGUGCCAACGAUCUGCGGGUUUUCUCGUUUGCUGAGCUGAAAUCGGCUACGCGCGGGUUCAGUAGGACGCUGUUGAUUGGGGAGGGAGGAUUCGGUUGUGUUUACAGAGGUGUCGUUAUGAUUCCUGAUGAAGCAAACGGCGGUGCUGAGGUGAAGAUGGAUGUUGCCAUUAAACAGCUGAACCGCCAUGGUUUCCAGGGGCAUAACGAAUGGAUUAAUGAAGUGAACUUCUUGGGGGUGGUGAAGCACCCAAAUCUUGUAAAGUUGGUGGGAUAUUGUGUAGAGGAUGAUGAGAGAGGAAUUCAACGGCUUUUAAUCUAUGAACUUAUGCGAAACAAAAGCUUGGAGGAUCAUUUGUUGGCUCGGGUUCACUCGCCUCUUCCAUGGAUGGCUAGAUUGAAAAUUGCUCAAGAUGCUGCCCGGGGUUUGGCAUAUCUGCAUGAAGAAAUGGAUUUUCAGCUAAUAUUUCGAGAUUUCAAGACAUCAAAUAUUCUACUAGAUGAGGACUUCAAUGCAAAACUUUCCGAUUUUGGAUUGGCCAGGCAAGGACCACCAGAAGGACAAAGCUAUGUUUCCACAAUAGUUGUGGGCACAGUAGGUUAUGCUGCUCCAGAAUAUGUGCAAACUGGCAGGCUAACUGCUAAGAAUGAUGUUUGGAGCUUUGGGGUGGUUCUGUAUGAGCUUCUCACAGGAAGGCGAGCAGUGGAGGGAAACUUGCCACGCAGUGAACAGAAGCUCUUGGAAUGGGCAAGGCCUUACACAUCAGAUCCAAAGAAAUUUCACCUUAUCGUAGACCCUCGACUUGAAGGACAAUAUUGCAUCAAAUCAGCUCAGAAACUGGCAUCCCUGGCAAACAAAUGCCUAAUGAAAAACCCUAAGUCUCGCCCUAAAAUGAGUGAGGUGGUUGAUAUUCUAGGAAACAUCAUUUGUGAGAGUUCAUCUCAAGAUGAGGGUGCCCCACAAUCCGUCAGUGAAGCAGAUGAUGUUAAAGGAGAAAGUGAAGUAGAGAUUGAGUCUGAGUCGACAAACCAAGAAAAUAGUUAUCGAAAGAAGGUAUUUGAUUUCAGAGAAAUGGUUAGCUUUAGAAAAAAUCUAUUGGGAAGUUAGAUUGGAGAAAUUGGACUCCUGGCUUGGUAAGGACUUCGUAAGCUUUCCAGCCUCUGCUAAUGAAAUAAAUUCAAAUGCAUUUUGAAUUGCCAGAUGAAUUCAUCACAUUCUGACAACUAAACAACGACACAGCUAUACAUGUUGACACUCAUUGAACAAACGAGAGUAUCUCACCAAUUCAUUUUUGUUUGGAAGUUAGAUGUACAUAUAGCUGAAAGGAAUACUGCACUCAGUACGCAUGGUGAGGCACAAGAUCUUGUUUU
Rubroshorea leprosula is the source of this 1925-nucleotide messenger RNA. NCBI's taxonomy places the organism in Eukaryota, Viridiplantae, Streptophyta, Magnoliopsida, Malvales, Dipterocarpaceae. The record is from the annotation of a GenBank genome assembly.